Molecule: messenger RNA, 957 nt
Organism: Cricetulus griseus (Chinese hamster)
Lineage: Eukaryota; Metazoa; Chordata; Mammalia; Rodentia; Cricetidae
Source: RefSeq, a predicted model, not a curated record
AUGGCUAGGGGCUCGGAGUUAGCACCACUGCUGCUGCUGCUGCUGCUGGCGGUGGUGACCCGCUUAUGCGUGGCACAGAUCAACUGCACGUGCCCCACCAACAAGAUGACCAUCUGCAGCUCAGAUGGCCCAGGUGGCGUCUGCCAGUGCCGGGCAAUCGGCUCACAGGUGUUAGUCGACUGCUCCACGCUGACUUCCAAGUGCCUGCUGCUCAAGGCGCGCAUGAACUCCCGGAAGAGUGGUCGCAGCCUGGUGAAGCCCAGCGAGCACGCGAUCCUGGAUAACGACGGCCUCUAUGACCCAGAAUGCGACGACAAGGGUCACUUCAAGGCACGCCAGUGCAACCAGACCUCCGUGUGCUGGUGUGUAAACUCGGUGGGCGUUCGCCGCACGGACAAGGGAGACCUGAACCUGCGCUGCGACGAAGUGGUGCGCACCCACCACAUCCUCAUUGAGUUGCGCCACCGCCAGACCGACCGAGCCUUCAACCACUCUGACCUGGACUCGGAGUUGCGGCGGCUCUUCAAGGAGCGCUACCAGCUGCGUCCCAACUUUCUGUCGGCCAUUCACUACGAGGAGCCCAUCAUCCAGAUUGAGCUGCGGCAGAACGCAUCGCAAAAGGGGCUGAGAGACGUGGACAUAGCUGACGCCGCCUACUACUUCGAGAGGGACAUCAAAGGCGAGUCGCUGUUCGCUGGCCGCCGGGGCCUGGAUGUGCAGGUGCGUGGGGAGCCCCUGCACGUGGAGCAGACGCUCAUCUACUACUUGGAUGAGAAGCCCCCCCAGUUCUCCAUGAAGCGCCUCACUGCCGGCCUCAUCGCUGUCAUCGCUGUGGUUGUAGUGGCGCUAGUGGCUGGUGUGGUCGUCUUGGUGAUCACCAACCGGAGGAAGUCAGGAAAGUAUAGAAAGGUGGAGCUAAAGGAGCUGGGGGAGAUGAGACGCGAACCCAGUUUGUAG